CUUACUUGAACCGCAGUCACAUUGACAGUAACAAGACUUGUUGCAUUCUGGCGGUGUUCCAGCAGCAGCUGCGCGAGCAUACCGUGAGCGGGCAGAUACUGCCCAUGGUCUAGUCGUCGGCAAACUGGGUUUGGCCUACCACAUGAUAAACAGGAUGAGAUUUAACGCUUCGGUAUCAGUACAUACAUCGUUUUAUCCCUUGGUGCAAAACUUGGGCCGACAUAAAUACACUUCACAGCGUAUUGCCUCCUGGCUUCGAGUAGACCCCGACAAGCAAUAAUCGAUAACAACAUGCAAAUGUAUGUGUAAGCAUCUUGGGGUCAGCAGUAACAGUUUCGGGGCUUUCAAGCAGGCCUAGCUAACAACGCGCGCGUUGAAACUUCUUUAGCCUAGCAAGACCGCCGGACUCCAGGGAUAUGCUAUUGCAGUAUAGUUACAUGAACCUAUAAGGCCUCCCUCUCGAGUCAGGGUGCUGCACCCGGGCAGCAGGCCUGUGUAACCGGCGGGUCUAUCUAGCCGGCCGCGAGUGUGAGCCGCUUGCUGGCUGCUGGACCUACCAGCAAGUGCCGCCGGGCACCGCCGUCUAGGCUUGCGCAGGCAGCAGCCCGAAACAAGUAGUCAAGAUCUUGAAAUGGAAUCAACGAUUAUGACAGGAGCUUGCGACGCUAUGCCGCUGACUGCGGCGUCUUCACGCGGACGACAUGAUGACACCUUGCCAGCAGAUGCCUGCACGCUCAACAGCCACGCUCUUGACAAACUGCUGGCUCUGGUUAAACACGAGGUGGCUUCAAUGCCCGUGGCUUCCGUUCCCAGCUGCGACGGUUACGAGGGCGGUCUGAAACGAGGGCGCGCCUGGCUGCAAGGUGCUACCGACUGCCUCAGUAUGAACCGCAGCAGCAGCUGGUCCAACAAUGCCCGAAGCGACGUCAUCAGGCCUUCCAGCAGGCCAUACGUGGCACCCGCCGCCGGAGGUGAGGGAGGUGGCGGCGGCCCUGCUGGCUACGUACGUGUCAGCGCACCUCAUGCCGACGCCACCGGCGGCGGCGGCUGCCUAGGCCACCACCAACACUGCGCUGAUGAGAUUGCUGGACAACAUCAGCAGCAGCUGCUCCUAAUGAUGACGGCGGCGGUGGCGGAUAGCAGCCGGGCGCAGAUGGAGUGGGAGGCGCAGCGGCGGCAGCAGCAGCAGUCGUCUGCGGCAGGCGCUGUGGAUGCAAGAGCGGCGGCGGCGGCGACGGCGCCAGCAGCCGCAGGCGGCUCGGGAGCAUGGCCCUGGGCUUUUGCAAGUGAUGCUGCAGCUGCUGCUUCGGGUGGCGGUAGUGGCGGCACGGGCGCAUUGCGGCUGGCCCGCCGCCGUCCCGACACCAGCACCACCAGCAGUAGUCGCAUGAUGAGCGGCGGCCGCCUGCUGCUGCCACACGGCGGCGGCGGCUCCGGCGGGUCCCCCGCCGCGGCCGCCGCAGCCCCGCAUUACACCACAACCGCCGCCACCGCCGCCGCCUCCGCCGCCACCGCCGGUGCUACUGCUGGUGGUGAUGGUGGUACUCAUCACGAUGGCAUUGCGGCUGCUGUUGCUUCUGCAACAGCAGGCGCUGAGGCAACAGCUGCGGCAAAACCGCCCGCAAACCCGCCGUCACCGCCGCCGCCGCCGCCGCCGCUGCCGGCGGCGGCGGCGCCGCACGACGAGCACCCACAGGACCGGUGGCACGCAGCAGCCCGGCGGAUGCUACUGCUGCGGCAGCUGAUGCUGCUCGGUGGCGAGGGCGGCAGUAGCGGCGCUGACAUUGAGCAGGCGCUGCUCGGGCUGCUGGAGGCCGCAGCGGCGGAUGAUGUGGUGAUGCAGCAGCAGGCGCCGCCGCCGCUGCUGGCGGCGCCGGCGACGGCGGCGGCAGCAGCAGCAGCAGCAUACGGCGGCAGCAGCGGAGGGCUCACAGGGUUGCAUCGCCCGCCGGAGCCACCCGUCGGCAGGAGCCACGUGUGCCGCAUGGAUGAGUCCAUUGCUGCCACUGCUGCUACUGCCGCCGCCGCCGCUGCAACUGCUGCUGGCGGCGGUGUGCAGGUCGUCCCGCAAGUGCCGCAACAGCACUCGCCGCCGCAGCCACACUCGCCGCCGCGGCGGCGGUGGCUGUCCGCAAGCGAUGACGGCACCAACACGAGCAUUAUUCCGCCGCCGCCGCCGCCGCCAGCUCAACAUGGCGGCGGCGACGGCAACGACACGGCGGCCGUUCGGCUGAUGACACCUCCCACACCCACGCCGCCAUCGCCAGCAGUAGCCGUUGCUACAGCUGCUACUGCCAGCGCUAACGCCGCUGCAACUGCGACCGCUACUACUGCCGUUGCCGCUGCUACUGCUGGGCCUCGGUGUGUCGCGUACCUGCGACUGGGCCGCUCGUUCUGCGACGCUCGCUCCAUCACAGUGCCCAAGGCUGUAGCGGAGGCACUGCUUGGCGGGGAGGUAGCGAACGGAGCCGAGCCAGAUGACGCGGGUGUGCUGGUCAUCAUUGCAAACCAGCAGCUGAAACGCAGCGGCAGCAACGCCAGUAGCCAGUCGGCGGGCGGCGGCGGCGGCGGCGCUGAGGAGGAGGGCGGUGCUGCUGAUGCGUCAGAGGAGCGACCAGGCAAGAGGAAGCGGCAGAAGCAGGCGGUGCAGAAGCAGACUCCAAGGCAGUCGCGUAAUAAACCGGCUCCCACGGCGGCUGAUCUGGAGCUGGAGGCGGCGAGCGCGUGGAUGGCGGCUGUCAAAAAUUCGUCAGUAGUGCCGGCAGCGCGCAAGCGGUUUUACAGGUACCGCGAGCCGCCGCGCAACUACCUGCGCUGGAAGCUGGGCGGGCUGCGGCUGUGGCUGAGGCACGAGUGCGGCGCCCGGGAGGGCGACUACCUCAAAUUGCAAGCCAUCACCCGCACUGGGGUGGAGGCAGGAGAGGGGCCGCCGCACCUGCGGCCGCAGCUGCUGGCCGCUGCGGCGACCGCCGGCGGCGGGCAGCAGCAGCAGCAGGUGGCGGCGGCGGCGGGUGGAAGGAAAGCUUCACCGGAUGCUGCUGCCGGCAACAGCAGCAGUAGCGGUGGCGGUGGCGGCCGCGCCGCACCUGCUGCGCAUGAUGGGCUGCAACGGCAGCAGCUCACGUGUGGCAGUAGCGGCGUGAUCGCCAUACUGGUGACAUGGGUGCCGCAGCGUGUCGGCGGCGACGACGGCGACGGCGGCGGCGGCGGCGGCGGCAGCAGCCCCACCCAUGAUAAUCCCGCGCCUGAAGUGGCAGCAGCGGAGUUGGUUGGGAGCCCAGCCAAGAUGGCAGCAGCCGUGGGCGGCGGCAGUGGAUGUGAUGCGCGGCAGCUGCCGCCGCAGCUGCAGCCGCCACGGCAGCAGGAGGUUGCGGUGGCAGCAGCAGGCCCAGCCGCCGCCAGCGGCGGCGGCGGCGGUGGCGCAGCUGCGCCGGCUCGUAGUGUUGCUGCUGACGGCUUCGUGGCACUCAGGCCUCGUCAGCAGCAGCAGCAGCAGAUGCCGCCGCCGCCUCAGGUGCUGAGCCUAGGGACGACGAGGCAGCAGCAGUCGCUGCACCAGCAGGAAGUGGUGCAGUGCCGGCAGCCGCCGAGCUCUCCUGCUACAGCAGCAGCAGCAGCAGUAAGUCAUGGCGUGUGACUUAUUGUGCGCAACGCUGCGCUUCUAACUUGUACGAGUCCCGUUGCUCUGUCUCUCUGGUACUCUCCGUGUCCCUCCGUGUCCGGAGAUCGUGCGUGCCCAUGCAACUGCUGAUGCAAUCAAGCAACUAGCUACGU
Chlamydomonas reinhardtii is the source of this 3774-nucleotide messenger RNA. RefSeq lists its product as uncharacterized. The coding region runs from base 647 to 3637 and encodes 996 amino acids. Lineage: Eukaryota; Viridiplantae; Chlorophyta; Chlorophyceae; Chlamydomonadales; Chlamydomonadaceae. The record is from RefSeq and is a predicted model, not a curated record. The transcript is spliced from 4 exons.